Messenger RNA from Blastomyces dermatitidis ER-3, 240 nucleotides. RefSeq lists its product as uncharacterized. NCBI's taxonomy places the organism in Eukaryota, Fungi, Ascomycota, Eurotiomycetes, Onygenales, Ajellomycetaceae. Bases 1 to 240 code for a protein of 79 amino acids. The record is from RefSeq and is a predicted model, not a curated record. The transcript has a single exon.
AUGGACUAUGCAGCAAAGGAUGAUAAUGUCAUAUCACUAGAAGAUGAUUUUCUUGAUCUCUGCAGGGAUAUACUACUCCGCCUGCCAUUGGAUGAUAAAAAUAUCAGAAAUGACACAAAGAAUAACAAAGAUGCCAUCAAGGAUGUGAAGGAUAAUAAGAACAUCAAGAAGAAAUACACUGUCUGCAAGAUGGAAGGCCAUGAUGAAUCAAGCUGCUGGUUUGAACACCUAGAGAAAUGA